Kluyveromyces lactis is the source of this 1464-nucleotide messenger RNA. RefSeq lists its product as uncharacterized. The record is from RefSeq and is a predicted model, not a curated record. The coding region runs from base 1 to 1464 and encodes 487 amino acids. NCBI's taxonomy places the organism in Eukaryota, Fungi, Ascomycota, Saccharomycetes, Saccharomycetales, Saccharomycetaceae. The transcript has a single exon.
AUGCAGAAAGAAGUGUUUGGAUUAUUUGUAAAACCAUUGAGCCGAUAUUGCAGUUUCCAGCGGGGCUACGGUCGCUGGGAUGAAUUAGCUGCCAAGUAUUAUUAUAAGAGACCGGAGGUGGAGAGGGAAAUAGCUCCUGCGAAAUUGCCAUUGUUGACUGUGCCGAACGUGAAAGAUGCUAGGAUUAGAUGUGGAUUUCGUGGCUCAGAGGUUGGGAAGUUGCUCGACGUUCUAUUGAUGGAUGUUUACAGCACGGAUAAGAGUUGGAUGGAGCAAUGGUUACAAAGGGACAGGAGCAAAACGAGUUUGGUACGCCAUGGGGAUGAGUUUCGUGUUGAUAGUGUUAGUGGGUUGGAUAAUACUGUGACGUAUUAUUUGCCCAGCCCCUGGCUGGCGGAAGCUGAAUGUGAAAUUUUGGAAAUCAGUGACGAAUCCAAACAGACCCUGAAUCAGGGCGCUGAUCAAUGUCAUUUGUAUGUGGAGAAGCAGACUUUCCCAGAGCCCAUUUGGCCUAGUUUUAUGGUGGUACCUAGAUCCGGCACUGCUUCUCAUUUUGUUGAUUCCACGGAUUCAUCAUCAGUUUCAUCUUUACAUGGACAUGAAAUUGAUCCUGUAGCGGCAUUUGAUGUCUCAUUGCAAUUUGCCAAGGAUAAAUCCUUAGUGUCGAAAUAUUUGGAGUGUCUAGACAGCACUAAUAUUUUAAAUAUAUCAAAACAAUUGAAGAUUAGACUUCAGGGUAAAGAACAAAUAUUCUGUGACUUGGAAAGAGCAGUCUUGAGAGAGAUCUUUAAGGAAGACAAUUCAGUGGAAAAAUACGAGAAAUUGAAGAACUCUAAGGCGUCAGUUAACGGUACUAUAGAAGAGUGGUCCAGAGAAGCACACAAAGAGUUGCAAACAUCUAUCGAACCUCUAUUAUCUGAUUUUGCUUCCAAACAACUUUCCCUUUGGAAAGUUUACACAUAUUCCGAAUCCAAAUUAUCGUUGAAAUUACACGAACUUUGUAACAUUACGAAUGAUCUUCAAAUGGUUCAAAAUUUAUCACAUAUUUAUGGAUCUUUAGGCAUACCUCAGGAUAAGCUAUCCAUUAUAGACCCUGAUUAUGCUAGGAACAAAGUACCUGUUUUACACAAAGAAAUUAAUAAGGCAGUUUACUUGAAUUUCUUACAGUUGCAAUUCCCACUAAUAGCUGUUUCCAUUGGAGGAUUUGUAACAGAGUUAUGUACAGCCUACUCGAUGGGAGCAUUAUCUUCGUUAGGUAUUGUUUUAGGCCUGAAACGUGUAAAGGAUACCUGGUAUUCCAUGUUAAAGCAAUUCCAAUUACAGAUUAGGGAGGAAUGCAGGAUAGGAAUUGAAAGCAACAAACAACUACUGUUGCAUAAUUGGGAGAUUUCGUAUGCCGAGAGAGAAGCAGACCUCAAAGGCAAAGUUGCUCUUUUGAAAGAAAUAGCCGACGAUCUCACGUAA